Insectozyma verbasci is the source of this 459-nucleotide messenger RNA. The record is from the annotation of a GenBank genome assembly. NCBI's taxonomy places the organism in Eukaryota, Fungi, Ascomycota, Pichiomycetes, Serinales, Debaryomycetaceae.
AUGUCUGAAGAUCUAUUGCAAAUUGAAUUAAAUCAACUAGAUAUACGACCUGAUAUAGAUUCAGAUACUAAUUCAGACAGUAUCAAAGAUACAUCAAAAGCAAAAGCGAGAAAAAUCCAAACUGAUGAACAAUAUCAACAUCAAUUAAGUUUAUGGAAUGAAACUGGCCCAACAAUAAAUACAGAAACUUGGCUAUAUGAGAACCUAGAUAAGCUAACACCGGGGAAGAAGAUAGACAAACAAAAGAUACUACAUGCUUGUGAAAAAGCCUAUUACGAAAGAGAUUAUAACAAAUGUUGUGAAUUGAUAACUAAAGGUGAAGAUAUUUUCGAAGUUGAUUUAGAAUCAAUUACAGAAGAGAUGAUUAAUAAUAACAGUAGUGCUUCAAAGAAGAAAAGAUUAGAUAAUGAUAUAAUUGAAUUAUAUAAAUUAAAAAAUAAAUGUAAAGAACUAUUGUGA